Messenger RNA from Biomphalaria glabrata, 1083 nucleotides. RefSeq lists its product as uncharacterized. Gene Ontology annotation, cellular component: membrane. Bases 1 to 1083 code for a protein of 360 amino acids. NCBI's taxonomy places the organism in Eukaryota, Metazoa, Mollusca, Gastropoda, Planorbidae. The record is from RefSeq and is a predicted model, not a curated record. Gene Ontology annotation, biological process: neuropeptide signaling pathway. The transcript has a single exon. Gene Ontology annotation, molecular function: G protein-coupled peptide receptor activity.
AUGUAUGACUACUUCCAAAUGUACACUAUACUUAUGAAAGGAACUAACAAUAACAGCCUAUUCGCCAUAACUGUCAUGCAUGUGCAAUUUGGUGAAUUUUUUCUAUGGUCCUCAGAGUCUGAGCGUCUUCUCCUCAUGAUCCUCAAAUGUUACAUCAAUCCAGUCAUAUCGAUCGUUGGUUUGGCUGCCAAUAGUCUAGGGAUGAUUAUCCUUUGGCGAAGUGGCCUCGACAAAGCUUCUAAUAUUCUUCUCUUCGGACUGACAAUAGCUGACAGCUGCUGCAUGUUUUUCACCAUCAACAUCGCCGAGAUGCUUCUCUUCUUCGACCCAAGUAAAAAGUUUAGAAAUGUUGCUGGCUGGCAGUACGAUCGCAGCACGGCGUUCGCACUCUACCUCUUGAGGUCAACGUUUUACUUUAUCGGUAACUGGGGAGCGUACGUCAACACUACAAUCCCAGCCAUAAUUACAUUUGAGAGGCUGGCUGCCAUAUUUUUACCCUUGACCUUUAAGAAAUACAUCACAGCCAAGUUUGCAGGGGUCAGUGUCGUAGCCUCGUUCUUGUUCUGGCUGCCAAUAUCUCUCGUGUAUGAAGAUCUGACUCCGUUUAACUAUGUGCCUAUUUCAAACGGUAGCCAAAUCGGAAUCUGGACCGUUUCAGAAUACUACUCACAAAGACUGGACAUCAUUAUUUUGAUGUUUAACUACAUCUUCGACUUUAUGUCCUCUUGGAUUCCGGUCGGAUUCAUUGGGGUAGGAUGUCUGGCUAUUUGGGUCAAGGUCAAAAUAACUAUAAAAAGACGAAGACGUCUGCAAGCCUCGUUCCAAGGUUUGAAGACAUCUACAAGAACGACUCGAACUCUUCUGGCCACGUGUUUAGUCUUCGCCACUACCCAUGCCCUGUAUUCCGUAUUGAUAUAUAUUUUUGACAUUGACUUUUUCCUGUACCAACAAAAUUUCCUGGUGUAUGAGCUGAUGCAUUUGAUCUAUGUCAUAAAUAACUCCAGCAAUUUUUUCGUCUACGUAGCGAUGGAUAACAAAUUAUGGAUCAUAUGCAAACACAUUAUUUUUAAGGAAACGUAUUAA